This is a messenger RNA of Sclerotinia sclerotiorum 1980 UF-70, 1038 nucleotides long. RefSeq lists its product as hypothetical. The record is from RefSeq and is a predicted model, not a curated record. NCBI's taxonomy places the organism in Eukaryota, Fungi, Ascomycota, Leotiomycetes, Helotiales, Sclerotiniaceae. The transcript has a single exon. Bases 1 to 1038 code for a protein of 345 amino acids.
AUGAAGCUCUCAAAAAUUUCCAUUAUCAGCAGUCUCUUGGCUCUCAGCUCCGCACAACUUGACACAGAAACUGCGCCAGUUGUGACCUCUGGAGCACCUCCAUCAACUGUUACCGAAACAAUCACUGUUACUGAAGGAAGCUCCAGUGGCUACCAGACUGAUCCAAUCUAUGCCACGACUACAGAAGGAUACCCCAUGAGCUCAGACUAUGUCACCACAGCACAGGGAACCGUAACCUCAGUCAAAUAUGAUGGUGAAAGCAAAUCAACAGUCUGGGUUUACCCCACUGGUACCGGAAACAAAAAGCACUGCACAGUUGCUACUUACGAGGAUAACGUUGUGAUUAAUGUGGACAUCGUUGAUAUCACAAUUAUUAUCAUCGAUGGAUUCCUCUUCACAGAGACCGUCACCGCACUAGAAAGCGCCACAUAUACACCCACUCCUCCACCCAUGCAAUCGACAACCACGCCACCCUACAGCACCGGCACCGGCACCGGAACUGACAAACCCAAAGCCAAAGUCCACCAUGUAAUAGUCGGCGACAAAGGUCUCAAUAUUUACUCCCCCAACCAAAUCAACGCCAACCUAGGCGAUACAAUCCGUUUCCAAUUCCUCGCUAAAAACCACACCGUCACCCAAUCCGAUUUCAAUACCCCCUGUACCUUCAACGGCGGAUUCGACACAGGUUUCAAUCAAUUUAAUUCCAACAAUCAAAGCAAUAUCACCCGGGAUUUCAUCGUCAACACUGAUAAACCAAUUUGGUUCUUCUGCGCACAAACUGUCACAAAGUCUCAUUGUCAAGAUGGUAUGGUUCUUGGUAUUAAUCCUGCGGGGAAGUUCGAUGCUUUCUUGGAAAAAGCUAAGAGUAGUAAUCUUACGAGUGGUGAUUUUACUACUGCUCCUAUUCCUACUGAGACGGGAUCAGGAUAUAUGACUGGCGUUGCGUCGCCGACUGGGUAUUAUACGACUGGUUCUGCGGAUGCGGAAUAUACUUCUUCUGGGUAUUCUUCUGUUAGGGGGAGAUCUUUCAGGGCGUGA